AUGGAACAUAUGUGCCAGCUGGUGGAACUUAUAUACCACCAAACCCUCCAAGAGAAGCACCUGCACCAGGACUACCUAAAACAUUUACAUCGUCACAUGGACACAGACACAAGCAUGCACCAAAACCAACACAACAACCAACAGUUCAAAAUCCAGCACAACAACAACAACCAGCACAACAACCACCUCCACAACCAGCACAGCAACCAACAGUUCAAAACCCUGCACAACAACAACCACAAACAGAGCAAGGACAUAAAAGAAGUAGAGAACAAGGAAACCAAGAUUUCUUAA
Trichomonas vaginalis G3 is the source of this 294-nucleotide messenger RNA. Its product is annotated as protein of unknown function, DUF4106 family. The transcript has a single exon. Lineage: Eukaryota; Parabasalia; Trichomonadida; Trichomonadidae. The record is from RefSeq and is a predicted model, not a curated record. The coding region runs from base 1 to 294 and encodes 97 amino acids.